Molecule: messenger RNA, 1023 nt
Organism: Suillus subaureus
Lineage: Eukaryota; Fungi; Basidiomycota; Agaricomycetes; Boletales; Suillaceae
Product: 4-hydroxybenzoate polyprenyl transferase
Exons: 5
Coding region: 1-1023 (340 amino acids)
Biological process (GO): ubiquinone biosynthetic process
Cellular component (GO): mitochondrial inner membrane
Molecular function (GO): 4-hydroxybenzoate polyprenyltransferase activity
Source: RefSeq, a predicted model, not a curated record
AUGGGGAACAGAUCACAAAUAAUCAGACGGCACCUUCAGGAUUUCCCGGCUCCGACCGCCACAUGGGUGGACUACCUUCCUUCCAAGAUACGUCCUUACUUUUAUCUCGCACGAGUCCACAGACCCUCUGGAAUACUUUUGCUAUUCUAUCCAUGCGCAUGGUCGGUUACCAUGACCUGCUACACGCUCGGUGCGCCGAUGACGACAGCAUGGACCUAUCUUGGAUUUUUCCUUGUAGCCUCCCAAGUGUUCUGUGCGACUGGGUGUAUAAUCGAUGACAUGUGGGACAAAGACAUCGACGCUGCCACUUCGCGAACACGCAAGCGACCCUUGGCUGCGGGUGAUCUCUCGAUGUUACAGGCAUUUGUGUUCCUUAUUUUGCAUUUGACCUUUGGUAUCUGGCUGUUUAUGCAGUUAAAUGCUUACAGGUAUGUUAUCUCACAUUCUUGGAUUAUUUUACUGUUUUUAUCAUUCCUCGCACCCCUCUUGAGUUUGAUUCUUGGACUCUCCUCCCUUGUUUUAGUUGUGUUGUAUCCUACCAUGAAGCGGGUAAUCGACUGGCCACAAGCUGUGCUUGGAAUGUGCUUCAGCUGGGGAUCAUUUUUGGGAACAGCUUCUGUUGCUGGAACGGUUGACUGGCAUAUAUAUAUCCCCCUAUAUAUGGGGAGUGUAUGCUGGACCAUCGUGUACGAUACUUGUUACGCCCGUCAAGACAGAGAUGAAGACAUCAUAAAUGGCGUCCACUCGACAGCAGUUGUUUUUGGGGACCAGAUCCGGCCUAUUCUCGUCAUGUUCUCCUGCGUUCUUUAUUCUUUGGUGUCGUACGCUGGGAUCCUGAACGGACAUAGCGUCUCAUUUUUCAUUGGUGUGACCCUUGGGGCACGCCACCUUAUCCGACUCAUCGCCAGGAUUGACUUUGAAAAUGAGGAGAGUUGCGAUGCUGUUCUCAUCAACAACACUUGGUUUGGCUUCUGGGUUUGGGCGGGAGCUAUGGUUGACUACGUUGUGAAGAUGCAAUCAUAG